Molecule: messenger RNA, 2397 nt
Organism: Amyelois transitella
Lineage: Eukaryota; Metazoa; Arthropoda; Insecta; Lepidoptera; Pyralidae
Gene: Hdc
Product: histidine decarboxylase
Exons: 17
Coding region: 1-2397 (798 amino acids)
Biological process (GO): histamine biosynthetic process; L-histidine catabolic process
Molecular function (GO): pyridoxal phosphate binding; histidine decarboxylase activity
Source: RefSeq, a predicted model, not a curated record
AUGGAGCACGCCGAGUUUCGCGUCAAAGCCAAGGAGAUGGUUGACUACAUAGCUGACUACCUGGAGAACAUUAGAGACAGACGAGUCUCCCCCAACGUCCAGCCAGGGUACCUCCACAACAGGCUGCCAGCGGAGGCGCCUCAGCUCCCGGAAAAAUGGGACGACAUAUUGAAAGAUGUGGAUGACCAUAUCAUGCCCGGGCUCGUCCACUGGCAGAGUCCUCACAUGCACGCCUACUACCCAGCACUGACUUCCUACCCCUCCAUCAUGGGGGAAAUGCUAUCAAGUGCUCUCAACGUGCUCUGCUUUACUUGGGCUUCCUCACCAGCUGGAACCGAACUGGAGACCAUCUCCAUGAACUGGCUCGGCAAGCUCCUGGGCCUCCCGGAUUGCUUUCUGAACGAGAAGAACGAUAGUCCAGGCGGUGGGGUCAUACAGACCACGGCAAGCGAAGCAACCCUGGUGAGUUUGCUAGCGGCGCGCACCAGGGCCCUGAUAGAACUGGCCAAGCUGAACCCUGACCUCCAGUCUUCUGAACUCCUGGGCCACCUGAUCUGCUAUUGCUCAGACCAGGCUCACUCGUCUGUGGAGAAAGCUGGGUUGAUUGGUCUAGUCAGGAUGCGGUACAUCGAGACUGAUGAGAACCAGAGCAUGCGAGGAGCCAAAUUGGAGGAAGCCAUACUCAGCGACAAGGCUAAGGGCUUAGUGCCUUUCUGGGUAUGCGCCACCCUCGGCACCACUGGUACGGUGGCUUUUGACAACCUGCGGGAGAUCGGGGAGGUCUGCGAGAGACACUCGGCGUGGUUGCACACUGACGCCGCUUACGCUGGUAGCGCCUUCAUUUGUCCCGAGUUCAGGCACUGGCUGGACGGCAUUGAACUGGUGGACUCAUUCGCUUUCAACCCAUCAAAAUGGCUGAUGGUGAAUUUCGACUGCACUGCUAUGUGGGUGAAGGAUAGUACAGCUCUUCACAGGACGUUCAACGUGAACCCUAUUUAUCUGAGACAUGAAAAUUCAGGAAAAGCUAUCGAUUACAUGCACUGGCAAAUCCCUUUGAGUCGACGCUUCAGAGCCCUUAAACUCUGGUUCGUUCUGAGGAACUAUGGAGUGGUUGGGAUUCAAAAGCACAUUCGUGAGGGUGUCCGUCUCGCGCAGAAGUUCGAGGCUUUGGUUCAGGCCGAUCCGAGAUUUGAGGUUCCACAACCAAGGAACUUAGGUCUCGUCCCCUUCCGUCUGAAAGGCGACAACGCGUUGACCGAGCGCUUGCUAAAACGACUGAACGCGCGUGGCCACAUGCACGCUGUUCCCGCUUGCUUCAAAGGAAUCUACGUCAUCCGGUUCACUGUCACCUCGCCCAGGACCACUAAUCAAGACAUCUUGGAUGACUGGAAUGAAAUUAAGACGGUGGCGUCCGAGAUUUUGAUCGAGACGUUCGGAUCUGAGAAUGGAAACAUCACUGCGCCCAAGAAACCGAGAGUGUCUCUCAGAGACACCCGUAACCUCAACGGCACCUUCGGCACCAGUCUCCUCCUGGCCAACAGCCCAAUGAGUCCAAAGAUCGUCAAUGGCACCCACGUAGCCAUCUGCGAUUACGAACAAGUCCUGACUUCCUGCGCCCAGACCUUCAUGCAGUUGAAGAUGGAGCCUAAAGACAGCCCUGAGAUGCGCCGACGCAUCCGCGGAAUCAAGAUGUGUGGGAAGAAAUUCUCUCUUGACUCUUGCAUGGAUAUGGUCCAGGGUCUGAUGAUGGAGCAAUUCCUCCCGCUUUGCUCUGAAGAGGAGUCCCAGGAGGCUUCUAACGGUUCGAGUCCCUGCGAUAGAUCAUCACUCUCAUCAUCACCCGUGACAUCAACUGCCACAGUCAAGCAAGAUCUCAACUCGGAUGCGAACCAACUUCAAGUACCGGCAGCGCCAUCUAGGCAAUACCGCUCGAAAUCUGUUGACGUUUCUCUGUCUGGGUUAAGUCUUGACGAUGCUAAAAUUACUAUUGAUAAGAAAAAGAAUGAAAUAACUAUAACACCGACUGGCUCGAAAGAUAUAAAAGAAUCAGUUGAAAACCAGAAAACAGUUCAAUUCAGUGAAAUUGAGGAGAAACUCAAUAUCGGAGAUAAAAUAAGUCAAGCAUUCGAAAAUUUCCAAGAUGGCUUACAAAUGCUUAGCGAGUAUAGGAAUAAUACUGAAGAGAAGGUGGAUAAGAAUGAUGACUGCGCGAAGCUUACCAUCCGUGGCCCUGGUAGUUACAUUAAAAAGUUAAUUCAGCAAUUCAGCGAAGGUCCAUUAGAUAGUGACGAUUCUAAACCAGAAUCAGAAAGGGCCGUGUCAACGCAGUCUAUAAGAGAUAGAGCCGAUGCAAUUUGUAAAAAAUGCUUGCAUUACAAAGGCAAAAUGUCAAAGUAA